Aspergillus homomorphus CBS 101889 is the source of this 2503-nucleotide messenger RNA. RefSeq lists its product as uncharacterized. Lineage: Eukaryota; Fungi; Ascomycota; Eurotiomycetes; Eurotiales; Aspergillaceae. Bases 420 to 2309 code for a protein of 629 amino acids. The transcript is spliced from 2 exons. The record is from RefSeq and is a predicted model, not a curated record.
CGGGUGGACUCAUCCGACCGAUCGCAAUCAGACAAAAUGUGACUCGGAAAAACCUUUGUCUCGUCUGCCUUCUAUCCGUCAUCAUGCUGUGUUCUCUUCUCCUCAGUUCUUUGUUACCGACCUUACCAUCUCGGAUCGUCGUCCUCUAACGCGCUCUGUGAUCGUGGCUGGACGGUGCUCUACCUUCUACCCCGCCGGAGCGAAGACAGACUGCUAUAAGGUGACAAACACCCCUUUCCAGCUGUACAUCGGCGCUGGAGUCACCCUCUUACCAAUUUCGAACCCGCGCAGUAUUACCUUGGUCGCCUUUGCCUCCCUAAAAACCAUACCUCGUCUGUUUUGUCCGACACUGUUGUUUUCCCUCCAACACUCACUUCCCGUUUCCCUUGUUUUGACGGCUGCCUUCCCAUACUGCCGCCAUGGGGAACAGCCCCGCUGCCAUCAUUAUCGCCAGACAUGGCGCCCGUUUGGAUGCGGCCGACAAAAAUUGGCAUCUGACAUCACCGACUCCCUAUGAUCCUCCCCUCUCCUACGGCGGUUGGCUACAGUCUCGCGCGCUAGGUGCUAGAAUUGUCAACCUGCUACAGACUAUGGACGAUGAAGCAGACUCCACGCAGAAUGAAGAUGAACAGAAACUAUCCCCUGUCCGUGCACAAAAACCAAAGCGCAAGCGCAGGAUCAUCAUCCAUACCUCUCCUUUCCUUCGCUGUCUUCAGACGGCUAUCGCAGUCAGCUCAGGGAUCUGUCAAAAUUCCCCUGAACCGGACUACCAACAACCAUAUGCCUCGAUCGCAGACCGAAUUCACAAUGCUACACCUCAUUCUAUAUCGAAUCUGACCUUGGAGACACCGCCGACCUCAAGUUCUCGAUCAAAUCCGGACAGCACGCGAUGCCUCUUGCGCGUUGACGCUUUCCUAGGAGAAUGGCUCAGUCCCGACUAUUUCGAGCAGAUUGUUCCGCCUCCAUCGUCUGAUCGACUGAUUGCAGCCGCGAAAAUCGAACUGUUGCGGCGGGAGCCGAGCUUUGUUCCUAAGGCAGAUAUCACCACCAAACCGUCCCUCGGUUUCUUCCCGGGUGGCUGGGGCAGCGCGUCAACUCCAGUGUCUCCCGGUCCAGAGCUCAAUGCGAUCAGCAAAAAUGGAGCUUCACCUACAACAAACUCCACGCAGGGGCAGCGGAAUCGUGCCGGUAGUUGUGACGCUUUGGGUGCCGGUGAAUCCUCCCGCGGGCGGAAAUUGCUGAGGAAGAUCAACACCAACCUGCCGUCUAUUCCCGACAGCGCAUAUGUGCCUCCAACGCCCAGCUAUGCCAUCUCUCCUUCCGACUCAAUUCCUGCUGGCUAUGUGACGCAUGCCCGUGAUGCCUGCGUGAAAGUCGACUAUCAAUGGGACAGCAUGCGGAAGGAGAUGAACUGGGGUAACGGGGGUGAAUACGGGGAGGAAUGGAGCUCAAUGCAUACGCGAUUUCGCACUGGGAUGGAACGCAUGGUCAACUGGUACGACGAGCAUGAUACUUCAGUUUCUACUCGUCAGCGUCAGCGACAUUCCAAAAUGUUGAACGGAACCGGGGAAAUCGCCCAGUCUCAAGAUGAUGACGACGAGACUGAGACGAUUCUGGUUGUGAUCACUCAUGGAGCUGGCUGCAAUGCUCUCAUUGGGGCAAUUUCAGGGGAGCCAGCGCUGGUGGAUAUUGGCACGGCGUCGCUUACGCUGGCGGUGCGCAACCCCGAUCUACACGAGUCAAUCGGGACUACUUCCACUGCUUCUGUUGGGUCCCUAGACUCGGAGCAGUCUCUGGAUGAGCUGUCCAACCUGCAGAGCUAUCGCCUGAAGAAGGUGGCAUCCACAGAGCAUUUACGAACUGGGGUUAGCACUUCUGUUGUCUCGUCCCCUGUCAACCUUACCUCGCCGAGCAUGUCGACGUAUCGCCAGCGUGUUACCCCGCGACAGUCGACGUCUCAAGGAAUGUUCAUCAUUGGUCCCUCUUCUACAUCUGGGAUGGGCUCUCAGACCUGGACGUCGGCGCGGCCCUCGACCGCCACCGCCCCCAGUGGCUCGACGGGGCUAUGGGGAUCCGUGUCUGCCUCAGCUGAGCCAGCGGAUGACAUUGUGCCCAACUUUGGCGACUGGACCACGCCGGCACCCUUAUCAGCGGUGGAUCAACCGGUUGCCACCGAGCAAACCUGGACCAGUAAUAUCCCCCAACGCGCGAUGUCGCAGCGCGGUCUGUGGGGUAGCGAACCCCUGCAAAAGGAUCGGGAAGCGGGCACCAAACGGCGUUGGACCGUGACCGAACGACGAAGGCUCUGAUUCGCAUGGCAGGCAUGUGAUAUUGCUCAUUAGCUUCUUGGCGCUGGACGCAUGGUGCUUGGACGUCAAUCAUGAUUUCACGAAUUCCUUUAGUCUAGCCAUGUAGUAGCUUUGAAAUCUUGCUAACUUGGGAGGCAUGUAUUAACAUCAUGGAUUAUGUAUCUAAAACACAAUAUACCCACAACAACCAAUCG